CGGCUGGCCUGCCGCUCGCGCUCCCCGCGGACACGCGAGCGCGGACCCGGCCGUCAUGAACGCCUCGGCGUGCGGAGUCCGCUGGUGCGUGUGCGUGACCUUGUGCGCGCUGUGUGUCGAUGGGUCUUGGUGGUACAUGAGCACUCUGGGGUCCGGCCUGAUGUGCGACAACGUUCCGGGUCUGGUGAGCGAGCAGCGCCGGCUGUGCCGCCGGCAUCCCCGCGUGAUGCAGGCCAUCGGCGCCGGCGUGCAGGACUGGAUCGCCGAGUGCCAGCACCAGUUUCGCAACCACCGCUGGAACUGCAACACGGUGGCGCGGGACCACAGCCUGUUCGGACGUCUGUUGCUGCGAGGAAGCCGCGAGGUGGCCUUCAUCUACGCCAUCUCGUCGGCGGGCGCAGUGCACGCGCUGGCGCGGGCGUGCAGCCGCGGCGAGCUGGACUCGUGCUCGUGCGACCCGCGCAAGACGGGCCCCUGGCGCGACCGCGCCGGCGCCUUCAACUGGGGCGGCUGCAGCGACCACGUGGAGCACGCGGCGCGCUUCGGGCACGCCUUCGUGGACGCCAAGGAGAGGAAGGAGCCCGACGUGCGCGCCCGCGUCAACCUGCACAACAACAGAGCCGGACGCAAGGCGGUGAAGCGUCUCCUGAGCCUGGAGUGCAAAUGCCACGGCGUCAGCGGCUCUUGCAGCGUUCGCACCUGCUGGUUGGCCAUGGCCGACUUCCGCCGCACCGGAGACGAACUCCGCGGCAUGUACGAGCGCGCCGUCCACGUGGCCGUCAACCACUACGGGGCCGCCCUCACCGCGCUGACGGCGGCGGCGGGAAGACGGGCGGCGCCGGGGAAGAACCAGUUGGUCUACUCGGACCGAUCCCCAGACUUCUGCACGCGCGACCACGACGCAGGUCGCAGCGGAAUCGCCAUCCCUGCCGCUAAUUUGCGUGGACGUUUCCACGGCGACCGUGACUGUGUGUCUCCCGCGCAGGGUCCGUGGGGACGGGCGGCCGGCGGUGCAACGCGACGUCCCGGGGAGCCGACGGCUGCUCGGUCAUGUGCUGCGGGCGGGGCUACGACACGGCCCGCGUCAGCCGCAGCGUCAAGUGCGAAUGCAAGUUCCACUGGUGCUGCGCCGUCCGCUGCAGAGACUGCCGCCAGGUGUUGGACGUGCGCACCUGCAAGGACCACACGUGACACUCAUCCUCAUCAAAAUGGUGGUCUGCACACAUGCCAGUACAGGAUCAGGUCCAGCUGUUCAACAGUCCGGGGUCUCCGUUGUAAUUUGCUACGCUUCAUAAUGUGCCACUGGGAUACAGGUCUGGACUGCAGGCGGGCCACUCGAGUACCUGCACUCUUUUACUAUGAAGCCACACUCAAGCAGGGGCGUCCAUGAAAAAGCUGUUGCUUGGAUGGCAGCAUAUGUUUUUCCAAAAUCUGCAUGUACCUUUCAGCAAUGCUCCACACCAUCACAGCCAGGUUUUGAACUUUGUAUCCAUAACGGUCUGGAUGGUUCUUUUCCUCUUCGGCCCAAAGGACACGACGUCAACAAUUUCCAAAACCAAUUUGAAACGUGGACUCAUCGGAACCGCAAAACAGUUUUCCACUUUGCAUCAGUCCAUUUUAGACAAGCUCAGACUCGAAAGACGCUGGCGGCGUAUUUUGGUGUUGUUGAUAGAUGGCUUUCAAUUUGCAUUGUAGAGUUUUAAGUUGCACUUAUGGUUGUUGCUCCAAACUGUAUUUACUGGCAUUGGUUUUCUGAAGUGUUCCUGAGCCCAUGUGUUGACAUCCUUUAAAAAUUGACGUCAUUUUUUGAUGCAAUGCUGCCUGAGGGGUCAGAGGUCACAGGCACUCUGUUGGUUUUUGGCCUUGGCACUUACACGCAGUGAUUUUUCCAGAUUCUCUGAACCUCUUGAUGAUGAAAUCUUUAAAUUCCUUGCAAUACGCUGAGGAAUAUUGUCUUUAAACAGUUUGACCAGGGGUGUAGAUAAAUACCAAUGAGCUAAAACGCAUGACGGCGUGAGGCAAUCUUGCACAACACGUCAUAAUUAACAUUGUAAAAAAAAUGUUUUGUCAUUACCUGAUUUGACUCCGAUGACUUGCACUGAAGUGAAUCCGCCAGUCCGGACAGUAACUGCUGACAGCCAACCUCAAGCACACUUCCAAAUGGAAAAAUACGGCACGCUGUGGUGACCCCGAACGGGACAAGCCGAAAGGAAAAGAAGAACGUCACGUGACCAACACGACCUUCACGAUGGAUUGAUCAACCCAUUGAGCACCCCAGGAUUUCUGAUGAUCACAUGACAACAGAGACAGCGAGCAUUUACAUGAGUCAUGUUAGAUUUGUUGCCUUAAAUUCGUCUUAAAAUUGGGGAAUCAAACUUCUUUUUUUUUUUUAGAUGUAUUGUUAAUUUCAUUUUUUCCUGAUAUUUUUUUAAAAUAAGUUAUGUAAAAGUGUAUUUUGGAGUUCAUUGUAUUUACAGUAGGUCAGUUAAUCUUAAAUAAACUCCCAAAAGAAUAUUUGGAUUAUA
This is a messenger RNA of Syngnathoides biaculeatus (alligator pipefish), 2525 nucleotides long. It is a transcript of the gene wnt2, whose product is annotated as wingless-type MMTV integration site family member 2. Bases 56 to 1390 code for a protein of 444 amino acids. Gene Ontology annotation, molecular function: cytokine activity; frizzled binding. The transcript is spliced from 5 exons. The record is from RefSeq and is a predicted model, not a curated record. Gene Ontology annotation, biological process: canonical Wnt signaling pathway; cell fate commitment; neuron differentiation. Lineage: Eukaryota; Metazoa; Chordata; Actinopteri; Syngnathiformes; Syngnathidae. Gene Ontology annotation, cellular component: extracellular region.